UUAUUUUACAUCGACAUUCGUGUAGUGUAGAGAAUUUUUACAAGUCGCAAAGCAAUUUUGUGCACAUCUUCACUCCAGCUAUGACUUCAUUUAUUGAGCGAGAAAGCAAAUACACAAAGAAAGCAGUUUAUGAUGAUUCAUCAACAGCGGCAUGGCGGUGUGUCUUAAACUGGUUCGGAUGAUAAUCGGAGGAGGUGUACGCUGAGUUUUAACUUUAAUUCUGAUGGCAUUGGUAUUUAUGAACACUAAGCAACAAAGCUAAAAAAUCAUGUGUGGCAAGCAUGCCUGGAAACAUUCUAAGUAUCUAACGUAGGCUAAAAACAUGAUUGUGCUCACUAUUAUCUUAAUGCUGUUUAAUUAUAAACAAUUCAAAUGUUUCAUGUUUAUAAACUCAUAUAUACGUACAUUUUGCCAUGCAUAGUUUGUAAUCUAUUUUCAGAUCGAAUCAUCAUCAAACCAAAAAGAAACCAAUCGAAACCAACUACAGCUACGACAUUUAACACAACUUUCUAAUUAAUAUAAUUUUUUAUAAAUUCACAUAUACAUAUAUAUAAUAUUCAUACAUUGUAUAUUUCAUAUAAAUUUAAAAUCGAAAAGACAUUUGUUUGCUAUGUUGAAAAAAAAAAUUAAAUAUUUUUGACUAACCAAAUGUUCUCCUCUUCUAAUAGCGCCCAAAUAUCAAACGGCAUACGCCUGCGAAGGUAAGAAACUAACAAUAGAAUGCGAUCCAGGCGACCUGAUCAACUUGAUACGUGCAAAUUAUGGACGUUUCUCGAUAACGAUAUGCAACGAUCACGGCAAUGUCGAUUGGAGUGUGAAUUGUAUGUUUCCAAAGAGUCUGACCGUCUUGAAUUCAAAAUGCGCCCACAAACAAAGCUGCAGCGUGCUGGCAACAACGAGCAUGUUUGGCGAUCCUUGUCCGGGUACGCACAAAUAUCUCGAAGCGCAUUACCAAUGCAUAUCGGCGGCACAAACAUCAACUACAACAAAUCGUCCCAGUCCACCAUGGGUUUUGGCGAAUAACCCACCAUUACUGGCAAAUGGCAGCACGUUAAUUAAUCCGAGUGCGCCAUUGCAACCACAAGGACCAGGUCGCUUGCCACUACCUAGUAAUGGUGGCCUGCCGGGUUCAAAUGGCAUGUGGCAUACAAUACCGCCACCAACGCCGGGACCGCCGCAACCCACAUUGCCUAGCGGGCGCAUAAAAGGUAGCAGCUAUAACACAACGGUGAUAAAGAAUGCCAAUCGACAUGACGGUUUACCACCACCACCGCCGCUGCAUCAUCAUCAUCACACUGGUCAUCAUGCAGCGACGCCUGUGGAUGGCGAUAGCACGGCAGGCAAUACGCGACCAACAGCGAAAAAUGACGUGGCUACACGUAUACCGAACACAAAUCAAACCAAAACGCAUGCGGCUCCGUCCAAUACCACCAACGCGCCCAAUACACGCAUACUCAGCGGUGUUGGUGGCAGCGGCACAGAUGAUGGCACCUUACUAACCGCAAAAACGCCACAAAAUCGUGGCAGCCAACAACAGCAAAGUACGUCAACACAACAACAUGCUACCGGCAAUAGCAAUGUCCUGGGUAACCACAACAACGGUGAUGCUGGUAACAACGGUAUACGCACUAUCAACAAUAUAAACAAUCUCAAUAUGGGUUUGGGUGCCAUUGCUGAGGAUGAGUCAAAUAUGUACUGUGGACCGACAAAUGCGCGUAAUCUCUUCUGGAAUAUAACUCGUGUUGGCGAUGUGAAUGUGCAGCCAUGUCCUGGUGGCGCUACUGGCAUAGCGAAAUGGCGUUGUGUACUCAUGAAGCGCAUCAAUUAUAAAAUUGGUGAAGAUAGUAUGACCGCAGAGACCACUACAAUGCGUACGAUAGCACGUGCUAAUUGCAGUAGUAAUAAUGGUAAUAGUAGUUGUGAGACAGCUGCGGAUCGUUUGAAUCAACGCAUUGGCAAUUUUGAGCCCACUUGGCAUCCCAUAACGCCCGAUCUGACGCAAUGUCGCAGCUUGUGGCUGAAUAGUUUGGAGGUGCGCGUAAAUCAACGUGAAUCUUCAGUUAUAUCCAUAGCUAAUGAUCUUUCCGAGGUUACCAGUAGCAAGACUUUGUAUGGUGGUGACAUGCUUGUCACUACUAAAAUCAUAGAAACUAUGUCCGAGAAAAUGUUUCACGAUAAAGAAACAUUGCCUGAUCAACGUCAACGUGAGGCUAUCAUUUUGGAACUAUUGCAUGGUGUUGUAAAAACAGGAUCAAAUUUACUGGACGAAUCGCAAUUAUCCUCUUGGAUGGAUCUCAAUCAGGAAGAUCAAAUGCGCGUUGCUACAUCACUACUAACGGGUCUCGAAUAUAAUGCAUUCCUUUUGGCUGAUACCAUAAUACGUGAGCGGAAUAUUGUGCAAAAGGUCAAGAAUAUAUUAUUGUCCGUACGUGUCUUGGAAACUAAAAACAUUCAAAGCAACGAAGUUUUCCCAGAUGCUGAACAGUGGCAAAUAAGUGAUGAUCGCAUUGAGCUGCCGCGUACAGCCCUAAUUGAGAAUAGCGAAGGUGGUCUGGUACGCAUUGUAUUUGCCGCCUUUGAUCGCUUAGAAUCAAUACUGAAACCAACUUACGAUCAUUUUGAUACAAAAAGUUCACGCAGUUACGUACGCAACACCGCUUUACUAGCAAGUGAACGGAAUUAUUCAGCGGUCACUGCAGAUUUGCAACAACAACGCAUACGUAUACUCAAUAGCAAAGUCAUAUCAGCGAGUUUAGGUAAGGGCCGACAUACACAACUAUCACAACCGAUCAAGCUGGUGUUACGUCAUAUCAAAACGGAAAAUGUAACCAAUCCGACAUGUGUAUUUUGGAACUAUAUCGAUCACGCUUGGUCAGCGAAUGGCUGUACUUUGGAGUCUACAAAUCGCACGCACAGCAUUUGCAUGUGUAAUCAUCUGACCAACUUUGCCAUACUCAUGGAUGUCAUGGACGAGCACAAUCAUUCACUAUUCGGUGUUUUCGAUGGCAAUAUGCGCAUAUUCAUCUACAUAAGCGUCGCCAUUUGUUUGGUUUUCGUUGUUAUUGCCAUACUGACGCUGAAGAUCUUCAAUGGCGUUUUUAUCAAGUCUGCGCGCACUUCCAUCUAUCGCAGCAUUUAUAUAUGUCUAUUUUCCAUUGAAAUUCUUUUCCUAAUUGGCAUUGAGCAGAAUGAGACGAGUAUACUUUGUGGGUUCACAACAGUUUUUCUACAUUGUUCAAUACUAGCAGCGAUUGCGUGGUUCUGUUUCGAAGCAUUCCAAUCAUAUUCCACACUAACCACCGAUGAUAUGUUACUCGAGGUUGAUCAAACUUCCAAAGUGAAUUGUUACUAUUUGCUCGCUUAUGGUGUAACACUAACAAUUGUGGCCAUUUCAUUGGCCAUUAAUCCCAAUACAUACACACAGAAUGACUUUUGUGUUCUAAUGGAGGCCAAUUCAUUGUUUUAUGGGAGUUUUGUGGCGCCUGUCAUGUUGUACCUACUGGGCGCCUUGGGUUACACCUUUUUAUCGUGGGUCAUCAUGUGUCGCAAAAGUCAUACAACAUUGAAGAAUAAAGAGCAUACGAGGCUCGCUAAUGUGCGCUUCGACAUACGUUGCUCCUUCAUCUUUCUCCUACUACUAAUCGCCGUUUGGAUAUCCGCCUAUUACUACCUACGUUUGUCCAAAAUGGAAGAUGAGCUGGCCGUCGUAUGUGGUUAUCUUUUCAUUAGCUUUAAUACUCUAAUGGGAUUGUAUAUAUUCGCCUUCCAUUGCAUACAAAAUGAGAAAAUUCGUCGGGAAUAUCGCAAAUAUGUGCGCCAAAAUUCUUGGCUGCCAAAGUGUCUGCGCUGUUCGAAAGCCUCGAUUUCAUCGGGUAUAGUUGGCAAUAAUGGUAUUGGCGGCAGUAAUUUGGGUACAGGCAACGGAGGUGGUGGUGGCGGCGGCACUCUAUCCGGUCCACAUCGCGGCACAAUUAGUGGUGUACAAAUGAAAAAGACCAAACUGCCUGUAGGCAGUGAAGGUUUAGUGUCCGACGAAACGGGCGGCAUAAUAUCCGCCGGCGAGGAUGCCAUUAUAGCCUCGUCCGAUUGUGAAUUGAAUGAUCCAUGUAAUUUGUCAUCAACUGGUGAUGGUGAUGUCGACGUAGUGAAAGGUGUUGGUGUCAGCGGCGGCAAUAUGACUCUACAGCAGCACAGCAAAGGUGGACACUCCAUCAUUGAUGCCAUGCAGGGACACAUUGUGCUGGAACGUGGUGGUGGUGGUGGUGGCGCAAAUGCCAUGCAUUCAGUUAGCGGCAGCGGUGGUUUGCGCACACCCAGUGCCGGUCAUACAUCACCCACUUCAUCGGCUGGUUCGACGCAUCUCAUUUUCGGUGGACAAAAGCAGCAAAUGAUUGGCGCAGGAGUGGCGUCAGCGGGUGGUGGGCCGCAAGAGGCGUACUACCAUCAACCUGACUACUAUGGUUGGAAGCAGCAAAUGGGUAGUAGUAAGCCGGGCGGUGGCAAUAAUGCGAUGAGUCUGGCACAGGCGCGCGACUACAUGGGCAACGCUGCAGCACCACAGCAAGCUCAUGAGUUCUUUUAUUGGACGCAAAAGCAUCAACCGCAUGGUAAGAAGAAGCGCGGCAGCGGUAUUGGUGGGGAAUCGCCGAGCGGUUCGUUGCAUAGUCGCACAACAGCGGCGUCACAGCAAAUACUUUUCUAUCCGUCGUACAAGAAGACAACACUGAAGCAACAACAGCUUCAGCAACAACAACAGCAGCAGCAGCAGCAGUAUCCGCAUUACGAUGAAGCGGUCGGCGCCGCAGCUUAUUACCAACAACAGCAGCAGCAGCAGCUCCAACAACAUCGCCGCCAUGCAUCAGCGGCCAUGAUGCAACAACAAUUAUCGUCCGAUGAGGAACAACUGGAUCAAGCAGCUGCAGCACAUGCGCAUCUCUUGCAUUUAGGACGACGAGCUGGCUCACAACUACCACCACCACCAGCGCCUGCAUCGCACGCCUACCACUAUCCGCAUUCGCAUCAUUCGCCCGAAUUUAUGGGCGCUGCACAUACGCCUACACAGCGUUACUAUAGAAAUAAACGUUCCAACUGUGAUCUCAGCCAUGAGGAGUACGACCCGAGCGGACGGGCGGGCAGCGAACAGUACUACAAUCAAAACUCAAUGGGCGGUGAUGGGCCAGUCUAUGAGGAAAUCCUCAGUAAUCGUAAUUCGGAUGUGCAACAUUACGAAAUGGAUUUAAAUAUGUAUGGCGUUGCGAAUGAUGAUGAUGAUGACGACGAAGAUGAGCGACGCGCGUGUAAUGAUGAUGAGUUAGAAAACGAACGUAGUAGUGCCAUGCGACGUGCGCUUAGACAGCAACAUCUGAGACAACGACAUCACUACGAAGCGGCGCGAAAUGGUGUGAUAGGCGGUGGUGGAGUUGGCAACAACGGUGGUGGCAGUCGUUAUGGCCACGCGGAAAGUGGAGCGUCCAGCGAAGAGGACGACGAUGACGAUGAUGAGGAGGAGGCGGAGUUUGAAAGCGCGCAACGUCGUGGUUUGCCGCAGGGUGAUGAGCGUAUGCGGCGAUUGAUCGCAAUGCAAGACGAAGAGUUUCAGCGGCGGUUUCAAAGGCAACGGAAGAAAGGCGAAGGCGCAUUAAAUGACAAACCGGCGACAGCAUACUUUGAUCAUCACAACGCGCCAGCACCAAGCGGCAGUAGUAGUGGCGGUGGUGGUGGUGGUGUUGGCGCGACGGUUUUUGGCAUUAGCGGCGGUGGCAGUGGCGGCGCGGGAUCCAUACGUGCCAUAAAGAAGAUCUCACCGAAUAAUCGAAUAGGUGGUGUGCAUGAGUUAUUCACCACGACUCAUGGCAACAACAGCAGCGGCGGCGGCAGCGGCUUUGGGCCGCCCUUACCGCCAGCCAAUCAGCACCAGCAACAGCAGCAGCAUCAGCAGCAGCUAUAUCCCCUACCCAAGAGGCAACAGUUGUCGCCAACAACACUAACGGCAACAGCUACAGCAACAACACCGUCAUCGUCGCACCCACAACCGAUCAUCGGCCGUAAUAUAUCGGCAAUGCUGGAUGAGAACAACACAGUACGUUGUUAUCUGGAACCAUUACCCAAAUGAAGGAAGCAUCAGGCUGGUGUAAUGUUUUUCCAAGAAAAAAACUGGUCUAAAGUAUUGAGAAAGGUAAAUUUUCAGCACUCCUUUAACCACUGAAAGGGUAAGAACUGGUCUAAAGUAUUUUGAUAAAGAAAUUUUCGGCUCUCCUUUAAUUGUGCAAAGAAAAAACUGGUCUAAAAUAUUAUGAAAGAAUCUUUCAUUACUCAUUUAAGUAUUUUGAGAGGAAAAAUUUUCAGCACUCCUUUAAUUAUUGAAAGAAAAAACUGGUCUAAAAUAUUAUGAAAUAUAAAAUUUCAGUAAAC
Ceratitis capitata (Mediterranean fruit fly) is the source of this 6411-nucleotide messenger RNA. RefSeq names its product latrophilin Cirl (gene Cirl). The transcript has 16 exons. Gene Ontology annotation, biological process: cell surface receptor signaling pathway; adenylate cyclase-activating G protein-coupled receptor signaling pathway. Lineage: Eukaryota; Metazoa; Arthropoda; Insecta; Diptera; Tephritidae. Gene Ontology annotation, molecular function: G protein-coupled receptor activity; carbohydrate binding. The record is from RefSeq and is a predicted model, not a curated record. Gene Ontology annotation, cellular component: membrane. Bases 824 to 6112 code for a protein of 1762 amino acids.